AUGUGUCUUCAGAUAAAUACUGUCCUGUCCAACUCGUUGCUUGUUGUUUCUACGAAAGCUGCCCGCCCGCCGCAUAUAAUCACACUUCCAUCCCCCCUCUCGCCUUACACAAACACAACCGCACUUUCUUACACCAUGCGUUUAAUCAUCAGAGAUGACCCUCGCACUGCGUCAAAGUACAUCGCAGACUACAUCAUUGAACGCAUCAAGUCCUUCAACCCUUCGCCUGCGCGGCCUUUUGUCUUGGGCUUGCCUACGGGGAGUAGCCCCGUGCUCAUCUACCAGAACCUGGUCCAGCGCCACAAGGCUGGGGAAAUCUCCUUCCGACAUGUAGUCACCUUCAACAUGGACGAAUACGUAGGGAUCCCGCGCGAGCACCCGGAAAGCUACCACAGCUUCAUGUACCAGCACUUCUUCUCGCACGUCGACGUGCGGCCCGAGAACAUCAACAUCCUCAACGGCAACGCGACGGACCUCGAAGCCGAGUGCCAGCGGUACGAGGAGCGCAUCAAGGCCGCGGGCGGCAUCGAGCUGUUCCUAGGCGGCAUCGGGCCGGACGGGCACAUUGCCUUCAACGAGCCUGGCUCGAGUCUGCGGUCGCGCACGCGCGUCAAGACGCUGGCGUACGACACGAUCCUGGCCAACUCGCGGUUCUUUGGCAACAAGCUGGAGCAGGUGCCGCGGAUGGCGUUGACGGUUGGGGUGGAGACGGUGCUGGAGGCGCGCGAGGUGGUGAUUAUCAUCACGGGGGCGCACAAGGCGCUCGCGCUGCAGAAGUGCGUCGAAGAGGGCGUCAACCACAUGUGGACGCUGUCGAGCCUGCAGCUGCACCCGCACCCGCUGCUCGUCGUCGACGAAGACGCCACGCUCGAGCUCAAGGUCAAGACGGUCAAGUACUUCAAGAGCAUCGAGAAGGUCGGCAGCGAGCUCGGCUUCCGCCAGAUGCUGCCUCGGAAGCGCGACUCGCUCGUCGAGGACCAGCUGGCUCCCUUUGUGCCCCAGACCCAGCAGCCCGAUUCCAUCUCGCUGGUCGUGCCGACGCUGGACCAAUCUCGCUCCGCCAGCCCCGUUCUUGGUCCCAUGAGCGCCCGCCUCGAGGACAAGGAGGCGAAUGCGAUAUCGACGCAGGCUUUGGAGUCUCUCGGGGAAGAGCCUCAGCUUGCGUCCAUGAGCGCCCGCGUUGCAGGUUGA
Periconia digitata is the source of this 1191-nucleotide messenger RNA. The record is from the annotation of a GenBank genome assembly. Lineage: Eukaryota; Fungi; Ascomycota; Dothideomycetes; Pleosporales; Periconiaceae.